Molecule: messenger RNA, 2331 nt
Organism: Manihot esculenta (cassava)
Lineage: Eukaryota; Viridiplantae; Streptophyta; Magnoliopsida; Malpighiales; Euphorbiaceae
Product: plant-specific TFIIB-related protein PTF2
Exons: 2
Coding region: 466-2058 (530 amino acids)
Biological process (GO): transcription by RNA polymerase III; DNA-templated transcription initiation; transcription preinitiation complex assembly
Cellular component (GO): transcription factor TFIIIB complex; nucleus; transcription preinitiation complex
Molecular function (GO): RNA polymerase III general transcription initiation factor activity; RNA polymerase III type 3 promoter sequence-specific DNA binding
Source: RefSeq, a predicted model, not a curated record
CAUCAAAGUAUAAAGUAAUUGAUCUUAGUUAUGAUGAACUCCAUGAAUUUUUUUUAAUUUUUAUUUAAACUAAACACACAAAUUAUGAAUCGAAUUCCAUCCAAUUCUGGGAAUCGGAAUCAAACAAAGCAUAUCCUAAACUCUAACAAAGUCGUCCCAUCACUCCGCCUACCAGUAUAGCCGCGCGCCUCCCCUCCCGCCGAUCGUCCCUCUGCACUUCACACUGUGAAGGUCGUUGCUGCGUCCGCUGGUCCUGGUUACUUCUUCUCUCUCCUCCUCCGCUUCCUCUCGUCCUCGUCGCUGCGUCCGGUGGUCCAUUCCUUCUGCCAUCAGGUGCUGCUCCUCGCCGGUGGUCCUUGUCAUCAAUCACGCCGCCGCCACUCCUCGCCGCCACGUCAGUCGCUGCAGGACCAACUAUUUGGGCAAUCCAAAUGCAAUAGAGGAGACUCUAGAAUCUUUGUUAUCAUGUCUUGCGACCGCUGUGGACACAGAUCCUUAGUUCGUGAUGACGUCACCGGCUUACUGGUUUGUGAAUCAUGCGGUGCUGUCCAAGAAUUCGACAACUAUGAAACUCGCACUGGUGGCAUCAAUGGUCCAGAAGGUGUGCUUAUCCGUGUCGGCACUUCAGGUACUGGUAGUGUCUUAAAUUACCGGGACAAAAAAAUCUUUGAGGCAAAUAAACUUGUGGAUGAAAUAACUUUCAAGUUGGAUUUAGUAGGCCAGAAAGUUAGUGAAAUCAAAUCCAUGAUUGAUAGAAUUACCGAAGGUGAGUUUGGGCAAGGCGAUUGGUUCCCAGUUUUGAUAGGCGCUUGUGCUUAUGUUGUAGUUAGGAGUGAUAACAAGUCUUUGUCUAUUGCAGAGAUUGGUAAUGUAAUUGGUUGUGACGUUCAUGAAUUGGGCAGAAUGAUAAUGCGGGUUGUUGAUCAUUUGAAUAUAAAGUUGCCUGAGUUUGAUAUAGUGAGAUCUUUUGAGAAGGUAGUGAGAAACUUGUCAAAUUUGGGAAGGGUUGACAGCAAUAAAGUUGAGAGAAUGCGAGAACAAGGGGUGUUUUUGAUACAGUGUGCAAUAAAAUGGUUUUUGACUACAGGAAGAAGGCCAUUGCCAAUUGUGGCAGCAGUUUUGGUGUUGGUAGCAGAGUUGAAUGGGGUUGAGAAUGUGAAGAUUGAGGAAGUGGCAAGGGAAGUGCAUGCAACUGUGUCCACUUGUAGGUUGAGGUAUAAGGAGUUGUUAGAGGCGCUUGUGAAAGUGGCUCAGGCAUUGCCAUGGGGGAAAGAUGUGACAAUGAAGAACAUUGUGAAAAACGUGCCUUUUGUGAUACGUUAUAUGGAGAUGAAAACGAAGGCAAAAUGUGGUGGGAAGGAGGCCAGGUUGGAGUGUGUUGGAUUUGAUUUGAGGGAAGUGGUUAAUCAUUGUUUGAGGAAGGAUGUUGAGUAUGGCGUUGAGCAGGAUCAUGUGGAAUAUGAUGAUUCUCAGUAUUUUGAGCUAAAAAAUGGCAGUGGCAUGAAUGAAGUUGGUGAUAGUGAUGUGUAUAAUAUUCAGCUUUCACAUGAGUGUUUGUCCAUGGUUUAUAACAAUUUCUUGGACGAGGGGGGUAGCAGUAAAUGUGCUCGAGAAAAUGGAAGGGUGCAUAGGAGGAAAAGCAAUUUGAAGCUUGAGCUUCAUCCAACAGAAUGGUGGAAUGGGAAAUCAGAAUUGAGCAAGAAGCUCCUUUUGAAGGAAAUAUUGGAGAAAGAUGUGGGGUUAAAUCCUAUGCCUCCAUCUUUUGUUAAUGGUCAUUUGGCGGUUGAGAGGAGGAGAGCAAGGAUACGUGCUGCAAAGCUGCGCAUUGAAAGGAUUAUGCACCCAAGGAAUGCUCUUUCAGGAGAUAGUAGUGACUGUUGUGUUCUAGAAGAUUCACGUGCUCGGAAGAGGAAAGUGAAAACAAGCACAAAAGGAAUUGAUUGGGAGGAUUUUAUCAUUGAGACCCUCCUUCUUCAUAAGGUGAAAGAGGAGGAAAUUGAGAAGGGGCACUACAAUACCUUGAUGGACUUACAUGUGUUCAAUUCUGGGAUAUUAUAAAAGGCUUCUGCAUGGGAGACAGAACAAUUAAAUUAUUUAAAAUUUUUGUCUUAGCAGUGAGAAUAUUUUUUGAAGGUAAAAUUCAUAAAGGCACAGAUUUUUUUAUUGAUAUUUAGUUUUUUACUGAUUGGAUAUUUUGUUUAUAUACAACAACAUUAACACCAACGUCCAAGAGUUUUUUCCUCUCUAUCCAAUUCUAGUUUAGCUACAAAAUAUAGACAUCUAAGGUAUCAUGUUUCGUUCUAUAUGAAAAUUUUCCUUUUAGUUUGGCUA